Molecule: messenger RNA, 1051 nt
Organism: Daucus carota subsp. sativus
Lineage: Eukaryota; Viridiplantae; Streptophyta; Magnoliopsida; Apiales; Apiaceae
Product: protein DOG1-like 4
Exons: 1
Coding region: 36-797 (253 amino acids)
Biological process (GO): DNA-templated transcription
Molecular function (GO): sequence-specific DNA binding
Source: RefSeq, a predicted model, not a curated record
AAGCUCCAAACAAAUCAUUUUCAUCUUGUAUUCAGAUGGAAUCAGGUGAAAAUGAAAAUUUCUCCGCCUUCUAUGAGAGAUGGAUAACUCAACUAGGGGAGUAUGUUGACAUGCUCUCCGAACUCUCCAACCAACCUUUUGACUCUAAUAACAAGUCCAAUGUUGAGGCUGUGGUGGAAAAAGUCAUAACUCACCACAAGAAGUAUUACAGUGCCAAAUGGGCUGCUGCUCAUCAAAAUGCAUUACCAUUCUUCAGACCACGAUGGCUAAGUCCUAUGGAGCAUGGAAAUCUCUGGUUCACCGGGUGGAAGCCAUUUAUAGCAUUUGGUUUACUCGAUACAAUGAGAAGGAAUCAGGUGCCUGGACUAAGUACUCUCAAAGAGCUAAGCGAAGAACAGCUAGAGAAGAUUGAAAAGCUCAAGAUAGAAAUAAAGAUAGAGGAAAGAAAAGUGGAAAGGGACAUGGAGAGGCAACAAAUGGUCAUUGCUUAUGAGCCUUCGGCUCAACUAGCUCAACUAAUGGCUCAAGUGAGUGAUGGGGAGAUUGCAAUGGCUAACAUUGACGGCCUGGUAGAUAGUAAUAUGAGGAGCUUUGCGGCUGGAAUGGAGAAAGUAAUGAAGAGAGCGGAUUAUGCUAGGCUUAAGACCCUAAAAUUUGUGUUGGAGAUUUUGGAUCUCAAGCAAUCAGUGCAGUUUUUGGCAGCUUUGACAAAAUGGCAAACCAAUAUGAGGAAUUGGAGGAUCAAGAACAAUAACACAUCUCAAGCCUCAACAUCUGCAUCACCCCCAUCAACCUGAUAUCAAUCACUAGUUACCCGACUCAAUAAAAAAAACUAGCAUGAGCUAGUUUUGUAUUAGGAAUAUCUUUGUGGUAUGCUUUAAUUUUCGUAAUGCUAUUUGAGUUCUUCUUUAUCUUUAUAUAUUAAGCAGAUGCUAAUGAGUAUGAUCAGGUAUUAUAAACCAACUAUGGUUUGCUUAUCUUAAUUACCUCUAAGUUGUGUAAUACUUGUAUCCUGUGUUGAAGUUAUAUCAACCAACUAUUAUUAUUGUCA